Molecule: messenger RNA, 1946 nt
Organism: Prunus mume (Japanese apricot)
Lineage: Eukaryota; Viridiplantae; Streptophyta; Magnoliopsida; Rosales; Rosaceae
Source: RefSeq, a predicted model, not a curated record
CUAUGCAAAUUUCUCUCUCUGUCUCUCUCUCUCAUCAAAUCCCAUCGAAACCCUCCCUCUCUUUCUCUGGCUUCUUCUCUGUCUCCCUCUCUUACAAUCUAUGGCUUCUCUCUCACUGGAACAUUCAAGAGCUUCAACCCCUCAUCAGCUAGAAGACAAUUGCUCGAGGCUAAUUGCUUCGAAGGUGAAGGCUGAGUGACAGUUCCCAAGAGAGUAAUUACGGUUUUAUGUCAAAAACCCAUAUGCCACGCCUGUAAAUGCAGCUCCGAAAUGUGUCCUGCAACAUUUACCCAAUGAACUAGAAAGCCAUCCAAGUUUCAUUUUAGCAAAUAAUGAAAGAAAGCAGAAUAUAGGCAUGGUUUGGUAUGCAUCAGAUUCUGGUACAAAUGAGAAGCAACUCAGAUCUUUAGAUUCCUAUCCUGGGAAACUCCAAAAUGGCACAAAUCUACCUGCAGAUAAGUCAAACAGGACAAGGGAGCCACUCACUAGAAAUGGUCAGUUCAGAUUAAAGAAGGGGUUGGAGUCUCUUGAUGAUUAUUUUGGAAAACUUAAUAAAGAUGGAGACUCAGAGAAUUAUACAUUUAGUUCUGUUGAUCUUACUGAAGACAACCCUACUGAAAAACUAUCAUCUAUCAAUCAAGAUUCUGAAAAAUCUGAUGAGAGGGAAGAACAGAAGAGCUACAGAAAUCCUGUAAGUACAAGGGAUGAUCAUGGUCCUCAGAGCUCUCAAGAUUCACUGCAGUAUAAUGAAAUCUCUGAUCUCUACUUAAUAAGCAUAUUCGCUUCUAUAAAUAUUGCAGUUUUUCUGUUUGAGAUAGCAAGUCCAGUUAGGAGUUCUGACUUAGGGCUCUUUUCUCUUCCAUUACUAUAUGGAGCAAAGAUAAAUGAUUUGAUCCUGGUUGGAGAAUGGUGGAGGCUUGUGACACCCAUGUUUCUGCACUUAGGACUCUUUCACAUAGUCGUUGGCUGUUGGGGGCUUGUGACAUUUGGGCCUAAAGUGUGCAGAGGCUAUGGUUCAUUUACAUUUUUUUUUAUUUACAUAUUUGGAGGAAUCUCUGGCUACUUGAUUAGCUUUCUUCAUACACCAGAGCCAACUGUUGGUGGAACAGGACCAAUAUUUGCCAUGAUGGGAGCUUGGCUCACUUAUCAGGUCCAGAGCAAAGACAUAAUUUCAAAGGAAGUUUCAGAGGGCAUGUUCUGAAAGGCAGUAAUAACUACGCUUCUUAGCUUCACAUUGAGCUGUUUGAAGUUCAAAAAUUGGCAAGGGAGGCUGCUGAAAUUGUGAUCUUAGAGUCAUAGAUGAGGAAGAUGUCGAAUCUCUUAUAUCUGAGGUUAUUAUAGCUGUCAAUGGUAGUCAAGUAUUUCAUGUUCUAUUAUUGACUUCAAGCGUAUAAUAUCGUAUUUCAUGUUCUGUUAUUUCAUGUUUUUUUCACCAAAAGCACUUAAGCCAUUGCUUCCACUGUUUCUAUCAGAGCUGCCGAACUUGGUAUUAAUCUUGCUAUUGCAGAUAUUGUCAUUCUUUAUGAUAGUGAUGUGUAUUGAUCGUGCACUGAGAUGAUACGUUUCCAGCUAAGCAUUGAUGGCAUUAUGUAGUUCUUUAUCAAACCAUGAUUUUCAUUUUCAAACAGUAUAUAUACUACUGAGGAGAAAGCGAUUGAGAGGGCUUAUAACUACUUAUCUUUUUUUUUUUCCUAGACCAUUGAAAGCACUCUUGGAGAAUUCAGGGUAUGUGAAGUGUUUUGAAGCCAACUUGCUGGAAGUGAACGUGUCUCCCAAACAAAUGCAGAUGGUAGAAGAUUGAAGGAGGAUAGUCUACUAUCACCCCGUACCUCUAAUUCUUCAAUGUCUGAAUCAUUUCCUCGUUGACGAGAAGAGAGACAAAUGAAGUUAUGUACUUCUUAGUUAAUUUAAAUGUACUAAUGACAAUUUAUUUUCAUUAUACUUCU